UAGCAGGCGGCAGGGUCCGGGCCGCGGGAGCCGCGAUGGAGCUGCACAUCCUAGAGCACCGGGUGAGGGUGCUGAGCCUCGCCCGCUCCGGUCUCUGGCUGUACACCCACCCACUCAUCAAGCUGCUCUUCCUGCCCUGCCGCAGCCGGUGCAAGUUCUUCAGCCUGACGGAGACCCCUGAGGAUUACACGCUCAUGGUGGACGAGGAGGGCUUUAAAGAGCUGCCCCCAUCUGAGUUCCUGCAAGUGGCCGAGGCUACGUGGCUGGUGCUGAAUGUGUCGUCUCACAGUGGUGCAGCAGUGCAGGCUGCUGGGGUCACCAAGAUUGCCCGCUCAGUCAUUGCGCCGCUGGCCGAGCACCACGUGUCUGUGUUGAUGCUGUCCACUUACCAGACAGAUUUCAUCUUGGUGCGGGAGCAGGACCUCACCGUGGUUAUUCACACGCUGGCCCAGGAGUUCGACAUUUACCGCGAGGUGGGCGGGGAGCCUGUGCCUGUGGCCAGGGAUGAUUCCAGCAACGGCUUUCCCCGUGCCCAGCAUGCAGGGCCCAGCCCCACAGUGCAUCCCAUCCAGAGCCCUCGGAACCGCUUCUGCGUCCUCACACUGGACCCUGAGACGCUGCCAGCCAUUGCUACCACCCUCAUCGAUGUCCUCUUCUACUCACACAAUGCUCCCAAGGAGGCAGCUUCUGGUGGUGCUGACUCCAGCUCCAUCCCAUUCUUUGCCUUCUCUCUCAUUGAGGGAUAUAUCUCCAUUGUCAUGGACGCUGAGACACAGAAAAAGUUCCCCAGUGACCUCCUGCUGACCAGCUCCUCGGGGGAGCUGUGGAGGAUGGUGCGCAUUGGUGGACAGCCCCUGGGCUUUGAUGAAUGUGGGAUUGUGGCCCAGAUCGCAGGUCCCCUGGCCGCCGCCGACAUCUCUGCCUACUACAUCAGCACGUUCAACUUCGACCAUGCUCUGGUGCCCGAGGAUGGCAUCAGCAGCGUCAUCGAGGUUCUCCAGCGACGGCAGGAAGCCCUGGCCUCCUGAGGCCCAUGGAGAUCAGAGUAGCCUCCCUGCUCUCCCUCAUCCCUGGGCUUCCAAAGACUUGUCUAAGCUAUUUCCUCAAGCUCUGGAAUGAGCCCCCUGUUCCUGACAGGAGACCCCUCGUUCCAUUCUCUAUGUAAGCUGCGUGCAGGCACCGUCUCUCCCAAGGACACGUGUGUGUACCCACAGGAGGAGUGGGCAGGUGCUAGCCCGACCGCAUGUCUGCCCACAUGGGCACACGGUGCUCGGGGCUGAAGUCCCCAACCCAUCACUCCCUGUGCGGCCUCAGCAUUUGCACAGUCCCUGCCUGAGGCCCGAGCCGUCCCCCCUCCAGCCUCCCUGGACCAGCUGCUCCCUGGCUAGGUGAGUCCUGACAGUGCCUCUCCCUGCUGGGGCCUCCAAGAAAAGUAUUUUUACAUCUGUCUCUCUCCUUUUUUUAUUGACUUGUUAAUAAAGGACUUUCUAGUGAC
This is a messenger RNA of Carlito syrichta (Philippine tarsier), 1495 nucleotides long. It is a transcript of the gene CASTOR1, whose product is annotated as cytosolic arginine sensor for mTORC1 subunit 1. The transcript is spliced from 9 exons. The record is from RefSeq and is a predicted model, not a curated record. Gene Ontology annotation, molecular function: arginine binding. Gene Ontology annotation, biological process: cellular response to L-arginine; negative regulation of TORC1 signaling. Gene Ontology annotation, cellular component: cytosol. The coding region runs from base 36 to 1028 and encodes 330 amino acids. Lineage: Eukaryota; Metazoa; Chordata; Mammalia; Primates; Tarsiidae.